Molecule: messenger RNA, 3399 nt
Organism: Callorhinus ursinus (northern fur seal)
Lineage: Eukaryota; Metazoa; Chordata; Mammalia; Carnivora; Otariidae
Source: RefSeq, a predicted model, not a curated record
GAAGCCUUCAGCCUAGGAGCGGCGGUAGAACCCGGAUCCCGGAAUUCCACGUUCUUCGGAGCGGGGCUUCUGGAGACGGCGGGUGGGAAAACCCGGCGCCCGGAAGCCUUUGCUUUCUUUGACGCAAGGGCUCGGGACGCAGCCGCCGUCGGCCGAGCGCCCGGCGAGGAGCGACCCCAGACGGAGCCUUCGGAGCCCCUCCGCCCUCACGUCUCCAGGUCCCCGAGGCUCGGUCUUCCUCGCCGCCCUACUCGUGGCCAUGGAGUGUCCGCACCUCAGCUCUAGCGUCUGCAUCGCUCCGGACUCAGCCAAGUUCCCCAACGGCUCCCCGUCGUCCUGGUGUUGCAGCGUGUGCCGCUCCAACAAAAGCCCCUGGGUCUGUUUGACUUGUUCAAGUGUCCACUGUGGAAGGAUUUGGGGAACCUGAAAAUACUUUGUACAGAUAACAUUAAAAAAAAAAAAAGAAGAAAAGUAGAAGCACUUAAAUUCUUCACUUGAAGAGACAGAUUCCUCUCCUAGAUUUUGAGAGGUAUGUGAAUGGCCAUGCAAAAAAACAUUAUGAAGAUGCACAAGUACCCUUAACUAAUCAUAAGAAAUCAGAAAAGCAAGAUAAACCUCAGCAUACAGUGUGUAUGGAUUGCAGUAGCUACAGUACCUACUGUUAUCGCUGUGAUGAUUUUGUGGUUAAUGACACCAAGCUGGGACUGGUACAGAAAGUCAGAGAACACUUACAGAACUUGGAAAACUCAGCUUUCACAGCUGAUAGGCAUAGGAAAAGAAAACUUUUGGAAAACUCAUCACUAAACAGCAAGUUGUUAAAAGUAAAUGGAAGCACCGCUGCCAUCUGUGCCACAGGCCUCCGGAAUCUGGGGAACACAUGUUUCAUGAAUGCCAUCCUUCAGUCACUCAGUAACAUUGAGCAGUUUUGCUGUUAUUUCAAAGAACUGCCCGCUGUGGAGUUAAGGAAUGGGAAAACAGCAGGAAGGCGAACAUACCACACCAGGAGCCAAGGGGAUAACAAUGUGUCUUUAGUGGAAGAGUUCAGAAAGACACUCUGUGCUUUAUGGCAAGGUAGCCAGACUGCAUUUAGCCCAGAGUCCUUAUUUUAUGUUGUUUGGAAGAUUAUGCCAAAUUUUAGGGGUUAUCAACAACAGGAUGCCCAUGAAUUUAUGCGCUACCUUUUGGACCACCUGCACUUGGAACUCCAGGGCGGUUUCAAUGGUGUUUCCCGCUCAGCAAUUCUACAGGAGAAUUCUACUCUAUCUGCAAGUAACAAAUGUUGCAUAAAUGGAGCAUCUACGGUUGUCACAGCUAUAUUCGGAGGUAUUCUCCAAAAUGAGGUUAACUGCCUCAUAUGUGGGACAGAAUCUAGAAAAUUUGAUCCAUUCCUGGACCUUUCAUUAGAUAUUCCAAGUCAGUUCAGAAAUAAGCGCUCUAAGAAUCAAGAAAAUGGACCAGUUUGUUCAUUACGAGAUUGUCUUCGCAGUUUCACUGACUUAGAAGAACUUGAUGAGACAGAGUUAUAUAUGUGCCACAAAUGCAAAAAGAAACAAAAAUCCACUAAAAAGUUUUGGAUUCAAAAACUACCCAAGGUGCUAUGCUUACAUUUGAAACGAUUUCAUUGGACUGCAUAUUUAAGAAACAAAGUUGAUACCUAUGUAGAAUUUCCCCUGAGAGGCCUGGACAUGAAAUGCUACUUGCUAGAGCCUGAGAACAGAGGCCCAGAGCACUGCCUUUACGACCUUGCCGCUGUGGUGGUGCACCAUGGUUCCGGGGUUGGUUCUGGACAUUACACAGCGUAUGCAACUCAUGAAGGUCGCUGGUUCCAUUUCAAUGACAGUACUGUAACACUGACUGAUGAAGACACCGUUGUGAAAGCAAAGGCCUACAUCCUUUUCUAUGUGGAACGCCAGGCCAAAGCUGGAUCAGAUAAACUUUAAUACCUCCUUUAAAUCAUUAUUUGUCAAGUAUACCGGACAAACAUUUCCAAUUUUCCGUAAAUACUUGAUCCAAGAUUUAAUUUCAUUAUGCACUUUUCAAUUUCCUAUUUUGGGUUUAGUUUUAUUUUGUCAGUGGUAGUGAUGUAUUGAACAUGGGCACCAACUAAUUUGUUUUUUUAGUUCUACCAGAAAACCUCAGCAGAUAUUUUGAUUUGCUGCUUUAGUUGUAAUAAUUGUUUUUAUAUGUAGUUUCAAGAACUUAGUUCUAUUUGACUUUUUUUAUAUUAAUGUUUUCAGUUCUCACUUUGAGGCACACUUACAUCAAUGCUUUGUUACUCUCGCAUGUUGCAAGCAGGAGGUGUUCCUGAUUGUGAAGAGCAGCCUAACGGUCUGCUGCCCUUCACAGCUGUCACGGAGACCAGGUUGACUGGAAAGCCAGGAUCAUGUGUGCACAUCAUUUGUGACCCACAGGAUUUCGCUGCUCAGUAAUCGUUCCUUUUGAUUGUAAAAGAGAAGUGGGAGGGCAUCAUUAAGCAGGCCAGGUAAUUGCUGCUCCUGGUAUCUCUCCAGGCUGCUGUUUAUCAGCACUAACUAAAUAAAUUUGUUGGUUCAGUUGUACCUCUACUGCAAAUUCAAGAAUUACUCCUUUUGAGUUUUUGUUUUGUUCUGGGGAUAUUUUUUGCUUGUGUGUUUGUGCUCAUGGAGCUAGGAGUACAGAAGAGUCCAAAGAUGACCAAACACUUUGAGUGUGUAAAAAUCUCAGACUCCGCUACACGGUGUAGAUGUUAUCCAGGGGGAGGAAACCAUAGCUUCUUUUUGCCUUUCAAACCAGCAUCUAGUUACCCCACUGGCUCUCGUGCUGGGAAUAACUACAUGUCCACUUCUGUCUUAUUUCUUGCUUGGCCAUCUGAGGUCGAGAUGCCGACCUCCAGAGUGGAUUCUGACCUUCACCUAUACUUCAGGUAACACUAUGGGGUCUGCUUCUAUAGAAGGAAAUCUGAGUCUUUGCUACUUUGGUUUUUAACAGCUCUCACUGGUCUAUCCUGAUAGAGCAAACUAAAAAUAUUCACUGAAUAGUUUGUUCUUUAGUUGUCUUUGUUUCAAAAUUUUCAAGAAUAAUAGGUAUAGGCACUAUUAGGAUUGAACUCAAAUUGAAAUCUGGAACCAGAAUUCCAUCUAAGGAAGGUAACUGAUUCUGCAAGUGGUCCAGGCCAGUCUUGAUGGGGUGGGGGGUGGGGGUGGCAGUGCUUACAGACUGGAGAGAAGGGAGAGAGAGAGAAAACACACACUCCCCACUAGGCUCUAGCACAGGACCGUGCACUGCUGUCAGCGCAUCUUACUCCAGUCCGUUUCUUCUGUUCUCUACAAGUUGUUACAAGGGGUAGAAUGUCUUUCAUAUUAAGCCAGUCAGCCAAAAUUUUUGGUAAUCUUGUUUCUCCUAUUAAAAGAAAAAAGCCAA